Molecule: messenger RNA, 1838 nt
Organism: Neocloeon triangulifer
Lineage: Eukaryota; Metazoa; Arthropoda; Insecta; Ephemeroptera; Baetidae
Gene: gny
Product: probable dolichyl pyrophosphate Man9GlcNAc2 alpha-1,3-glucosyltransferase
Exons: 8
Coding region: 124-1500 (458 amino acids)
Biological process (GO): protein N-linked glycosylation; isoprenoid biosynthetic process
Cellular component (GO): cytoplasm; endoplasmic reticulum membrane
Molecular function (GO): mevalonate kinase activity; ATP binding; dolichyl pyrophosphate Man9GlcNAc2 alpha-1,3-glucosyltransferase activity
Source: RefSeq, a predicted model, not a curated record
CCCACCCCAGGCCCACCCGAGAUCCGAGGUUGUUGUUUUGAUUUUGAACGUCGACCUACACGUCAGGGAUCUUUUCGGCGGACAGUAGUUUUUGCCUAACAGCAAACGGAACAGGCCGGAAAGAUGGUUUUGAGUUGCGAAUCUUUGAAGAAGAAAAUAGCAAAGGAACUCAAUGCAUCACACGUGGAAGUGCAUGACGACAGCGAUGGAUGCGGCCAGAAGUUCAGGGUGGUCGUUGUGUCCCCUUUGUUCGAGGGCAAGCCAAUGCUCCAGUGUCACAAAUUAGUGAACGCAGCGUUGAAAGAGGAGCUGCAGCAAAUCCACGCCUUUUCACAGAAAACGUUCAGUCCGAGUCAAUGGGAAAAAACUCAGAGUGCGACGUGCUCGGCGCCGGGCAAGGUGAUUUUAUUUGGAGAGCACUCGGUCGUGUAUAAGAAAACUGCUGUGGCCGCGUGUGUGUCUAAACGAACCAAAGUAUGCAUUGCAACUCACCCUGAAUGCGUUAUUCUCAUGGACAUGCCAGAAGUUGGGCUAAACCAAUUUAAAAUUGAGCUGCCUGAAAAUGAAAGCCUCUUGAUGAGCACCGGAAAGCUGAAUAAUAGCUUGCUUGGCAGCUUGUUGGAGGAUCCAGGAAUAAUAAAUUUCGGCUCAGUGGACAGAUCCAACAAUGCUCUCAUUAACAGACUAGACUGGUGGGCCAGUAUGAUUGAAAACCAUAGCAAGGUUAAAUUUUCCGAGCAAGCUCUCUCCGUUUUGGCAUAUUUGCAUUCCUUUCUCACGCCAAAUGGAAAAUUCAACCAAGGGUUGAGCGUCAAGGUGACCUCUGACAUCAGGCCAGGUGCAGGUCUCGGCUCUUCAGCCGCCUACGCCGUUGCCCUGGCUGGAGCUUUCGGAAAACUGUUUGAAGCAAACCUGGACAACGCCAAAGUGAAGGAGCUGGCGUGGCAGGCUGAGCGACUUGUGCAUGGAAAGCCAUCUGGUUUGGACACGACGGUAGUGUGCGACGGAGAAAAUGUCAGAUUUCCGAUUCUAGAGGGAGUGACAUUGCCGCGACCGGCAUGGCCUUUGAGAGUUUUGCUUGUCGAUUCCGGCGUUGCUCGGAAUACUAAGAAAAUGGUUGAGAUUGCUGCAGCCAAAAUUCAAGAGAUCGGAACCGGAAUUCUCGACGAGAUGGACAAAAUUGCGAUCGAUGCAAUUGAUGCGCUUGCCUUGCCUCAGAGCCAAGGAUAUAAAAUUAUUGAGGUCCUGGUUGAGAAAAAUCAAAAGUGUCUUGAGCAACUAGGGGUUUCGCACCCUGCUUUGGAUUUGAUUUGCAGCAUUGCUGAAAAAUUUGGUCUGAAAGCGAAAAUUACUGGAGCAGGUGGCGGCGGAAAUGCGUUUAUUUUGCUCCCACCCGACAUCACCACUGGCAAACUUCAGGAAUUGCAGACUGACCUGGAUUCCAAUCAUUUUAUCAGCUUCGAAGUUGCCCUUUUCGGAGCAGGAAUUGUUUACGAAUGAGCGCCAAAAGUUUUUAUAAAAAUGCGCACAAGUAUUGAUAUUAUAACUGUUGAUAAAUAUGAAAGAGGUUGAAGGAUUUUCUCCUAUUUUAUGCUCUUGUGGUCAUCAUUAUAAAAUUCUGAAGCUUAAAAAUAAUUAAUGGAAGAAUUUGAUCAUUUUUUUAAAUCAAAUCUUCAUUUUGUACUCUCUUCGUACCUCAAGAAUUAUUUUUAAUAUUGCUGAUGGCUGCUAAAAACAUUAAUAAUAAGUAAAAAAAUUUAAGUUUGGUGCUGGGCAUAUCUGCAUUUUUUAUAUUUUUAAUUGGUUACCAAUUAUGUGUUGUCAAUUUGAUAUUUUUC